Messenger RNA from Bactrocera neohumeralis, 935 nucleotides. RefSeq names its product rRNA methyltransferase 2, mitochondrial (gene Mrm2). Gene Ontology annotation, molecular function: rRNA (uridine-2'-O-ribose)-methyltransferase activity. The transcript is spliced from 2 exons. Gene Ontology annotation, cellular component: mitochondrion. Lineage: Eukaryota; Metazoa; Arthropoda; Insecta; Diptera; Tephritidae. The coding region runs from base 68 to 835 and encodes 255 amino acids. The record is from RefSeq and is a predicted model, not a curated record. Gene Ontology annotation, biological process: RNA methylation.
AAACAUCGUAUUGUAAACAAUAUCAGCUGUUUGUACUUUUUGUACGGUUUUUUAACAUUGAAUAACAAUGAAUAUAAGUAUAUCAACGAAAUCUUUUAUACGAGUUAUCAGCACACAAAACUGCUUGGCCAAACAAAUACCACGUAAUCUUAAGGGGAGGAGUAAAAGUUCACAAGAAUGGCUGACACGACAACUAGCAGAUCCAUAUGUGGAGAAAGCUAAAAUGAUGAAUCUUCGUUGCCGUAGCGCUUUCAAACUCAUAGAAAUUGAUGAUAGAUUUAAAAUACUUAAACCAGGCGAUACUGUGCUUGACUGCGGAGCGGCACCUGGAAGUUGGACGCAAGUAGCGGUCGAUCGUACUAACGCCAAUGGCAUCAAAGAGGGUAAUAAGAAAGGAGCAGUUUUUAGCAUUGAUUUGUUACAUUUUCAUGCGGUGCCGGGUGCUACUAUUUUCGGAGGCAUGGAUUUCACAACCGCCAUAGCACAACAGCGUCUUCGGGAGGCAUUAGCAGACCGACAAGUGAAUUGUGUGCUCUCAGAUAUGGCACCUAAUGCAACGGGUGUACGCAUGUUAGAUCAGGAGAAUAUAAUGAGCUUGUGCUAUUCGGUGCUGCGCUUUGCUUUGGCAAUGUCUGCUAUAAACGCAAAUUUAGUAGUCAAGUUGUGGGCGAAUGGCGAUGUAUCCAAACUGGAAAAUGAUCUUGGACGAUUUUACGAGCACGUCAAACGUGUAAAACCAGAGUCAAGUCGGUCAGAUUCUGCUGAGCUAUUUUUAGUGGCACGUCAAUAUAAAGGAAUGGAUGCAGUACAAGAGGUGACAACAAAAACUAGAUGAACUUUGGAUAAUCAUUCUUUAUUAUUUAAUAUUGUUAACAAUUCAAAUUCUUUGGAUGAAUAAAGUAAUAAAAUAAUUAUUUUAUAAUUUUUAAAAAAUA